UACUCUUAGAAGUACAAUUGAUCCCAAAAGGUACUCUAGUAGGUGUAAGGGAGUAAAUGUAGCGCCUUACUACCCACCUCUGCUUAUUUCCUGUCUUGUGCUUUUAAUUUGGUUGCACUUCCCAUCACUUUGGUUAUGCAGCACCUUGACUUUGUUUGCCAGCACACCUUUUCCCUGUUUGCAAUCAAGACUGUUUAAGUUCAGUUGUCUCUUGUGAAUGCUUCAUGUUGGUACACCUUUGAUGUCCUCCAGCAUAUAUUUACUUUCUAGCCUGUUUAGUAUGAUAUAGCUUCCCCUUUUGUUCUCAGACUAAAUACCAUUUUACCUGCACUCUGACCCCUGCUGCUUUCUGCACACUGGGAUCACACCUUCAUUUUGAAGAGGAGAAAGACAGGGCUGCGCAAACCACAACAACAUCCUCUGUACAGAGCCCACAUAAGGCCAAGGAAGAACUCACCCCAGUUGGACGUCGAUGACUAUGAGAAACCUUGGAGAGGACCCCAUAUGAGCCGAAAGCAAUGGAUGUCGACUUCACCUUUGUACUCUGCUAUCCCACAUGAUGCCACCAAGGGCCCGUCCUAAUCCUGCCUCGGCCACGGAGGAUCCCCAUCAGUCCCUGGACACCUCAGCGCCGCAUUUGGCUCCUGCCCGUCCUGCACAUUUGUCAGCCACUGAUCCGUCUUAACGCACUCUUGCCUCACAGCGAGAUUACCCGCUGAUUUGCCGCUGAGGUUCUGAUAGAGUGGGCGAGCCUAUUUUAUCCUCUGAUGGCAACUUCAAAAGUCAUUCAAAUGUGACAGGAGGUUGGUUGCCUGAUGCGCUCACCACCAAACUUUAGAUGUACCUCAUAAAUUCAAAGCCAAAGGCUCUCAGUCGACGGUUUUGUGCAGGUCUCUGAGAUCAAAGAGACUUCAAAGACAUUGAGCUGCAACUCUGCGAGCACGUCUUUUGGACCUGUCACCAAAACAGGACAAUGGACCGGGCAGCUUUGUCCUGAAAAAACAAGUCUUUUCCCAAGCUGAUCCAAGGUGUGUACGUUCCGGAUGCUGCCAUGCCCAUCAUCAGCAAUGCUAACCACGACUUCAGCAACCUGUCCGUCAGUGACGACAGCAGUCUUGACCACAUCUUCACAGAGAUUCCAGAGACUGAGACUAUCAAGGGUGUUUAUUACCAAAGGGCUCAGUUCAUCCGUCAACCAGAGGACCUGGUGUCCGUAGACCACCGCUUACUAGCAGUGAUUAAUGUCGGAGGGAACCGCUACACCUUCCCUUGGACUACACUGCAGCAGUUCCCACUCACUCGCCUGGGACGCCUGUGUGGCUGCAGGUCACCCGAGGACAUUGCCAACGUCUGCGACGACUAUGACGAAGCACGGAAGGAAUUUUUUUUCGACCGCUCGCCAUCCGCCUUCAGGGUCAUCCUCAACUUCCUGGCGGCGGGCAAACUGCGCCUUCUGCGGGAGAUGUGCAUCCUCUCCCUGCACGACGAGCUCACCUACUGGGGCGUGGAGAUGGCCUACAUGGAACGCUGCUGCAAGAGGAAGAUGUACACGCGCAUGGAGGAGGUCAACGAGCAAGAGCGGCAGGAGGAGGAGCGAAGGCAGAGGAAUGCCAUGCAGCGGGUGCCCGUGGAGGAGACCACCUACCGGAAAGUUAUGAACCGGCUCAGAGACAUGGUGGAGAACCCGCAGUCCGGCUUGCCGGGGAAGAUCUUCGCCUGCCUGUCGGUCAUCAUGGUGGCGGUGACUGUGGUCAGCUUGUGUAUCAGCACCAUGCCAGACCUCAGGGAGGAAGAGGAUAGGGGCGAGUGCUCGGCCAAGUGCCACAACAUGUUCAUCAUAGAGACCGUGUGCGUGGCCUGGUUCUCCCUGGAGUUCGUCCUGCGCUUCAUUCAGGCCCGCAGCAAGUUGGACUUCCUGCGCGGGCCGCUCAACAUCAUCGACGCCAUGGCCAUCCUGCCUUACUACGUGUCCUUGGUGGUGAAAGAGGAGGACCCGUCGGUGGAAAACGAUCGGCCGGGAGGAGGCAAAGGCUACUUGGACAAGCUGGGUCUGGUGUUGAGGAUCUUACGGGCGUUGAGGAUUCUUUACGUGAUGCGAUUGGCCCGUCACUCUCUGGGCCUGCAGACGCUGGGACUGACGGUCAGGCGCAGCACGCGGGAGUUCGGCCUGCUCCUGCUUUUCCUCUGCGUGGCCGUCACCCUCUUCUCCCCGCUGGUCCACCUGGCUGAGAGUGAGCUGACGGGUACCCACGACUUCAGCAGCAUCCCCGCCUCCUACUGGUGGGCCAUCAUCUCCAUGACUACGGUCGGCUACGGCGACAUGGUGCCCAGAUCCAUCCCGGGACAGGUCGUGGCCCUGAGCAGCAUUCUCAGUGGGAUCCUCAUCAUGGCCUUCCCCGCCACCUCCAUCUUCCACAUGUUCUCCCGCUCCUACCAAGAGCUGAAGAUGGAGCACGACCGCUUGUUCAAAGAGGAGUGCGCCGCGGCUGCGGCCGCCGCCGCAGCCAACGCCGCCGGGGAUCCGCACGAGGCGGCAGAGGGCGCCGGUGGAAAACCGGAGGACUCUGCCGCUCCCGGACUCGGAUUCCAUCUGGAUAAAGAUCGCGAGCACUCGCUUGAGUCUCUGGCUCUGUUCGGGAAAACCGACGAGGGCGCGGCGAAUAAUCACAGCGUGCCAGCAGCCGCUUUCUGAACCCCCGCCACAUUUCUUGCUGUCAAUCCAAACCUUCCAGCCUCACUCGCCACAUAAGAUGAAUCCACCGCAAAGGUCUCCCCUUUCCAUUUGUAUCCAGAAUGCAUUAAAAACAUGGAGAUUACAUCCGUUGCAUUUAAAUCGCUCUCCAGGGUGCUGAUGUGAGCGAGGACAUUGGACCGAGAGACCGUUUUUAACCCUUUAAGCCCAACGCUGCAGGUCGUCUUGUUGAAAGUCUCCGCAGCAAUAUUCCCAACUGCUUGCUUCCAUAAACAUGCAAUACCCAAA
This is a messenger RNA of Nerophis ophidion (straightnose pipefish), 2980 nucleotides long. RefSeq names its product potassium voltage-gated channel, subfamily G, member 4a (gene kcng4a). The coding region runs from base 1052 to 2692 and encodes 546 amino acids. Gene Ontology annotation, biological process: protein homooligomerization; potassium ion transmembrane transport. Lineage: Eukaryota; Metazoa; Chordata; Actinopteri; Syngnathiformes; Syngnathidae. Gene Ontology annotation, cellular component: membrane; voltage-gated potassium channel complex. The record is from RefSeq and is a predicted model, not a curated record. The transcript is spliced from 5 exons. Gene Ontology annotation, molecular function: delayed rectifier potassium channel activity; protein binding.